Messenger RNA from Triplophysa rosa, 1044 nucleotides. RefSeq names its product calcium-activated chloride channel regulator 1-like. The record is from RefSeq and is a predicted model, not a curated record. The transcript has 7 exons. NCBI's taxonomy places the organism in Eukaryota, Metazoa, Chordata, Actinopteri, Cypriniformes, Nemacheilidae.
AUGCAAAAUGAGAAAUGUGGAAAUAAAGCAACAUGGACAGUAAUAUUUGAGGACUCAGUGGACAGGGAUGCCCUUCAAUCUCUAAAUCCGCUGCCAUCCCCUCCACCAGCACCAUCUUUCACUGUUGUGCAGAGAAUGCAACGUGUUGUUUGUCUCAUCCUUGAUGUCUCAGGAAGCAUGCAAGGCUCUAGGAUUCUUCGACAGCGGCAAACCACCACACAUUUCAUACGACGCAUCAUUGAAGAUCGAGGCAAAGUGGGAAUCGUAACCUUCAGUACUUCUGCUUCAACUCUUAAAGGCUUGACUCUUAUUGACAGUGAGACCACAAGAGAGAAUCUCAUCAAAUUAUUGCCAACACAAGCAGGUGGAUCUACAAACGUCUGUACUGGCCUCAAUAAAGCCUUAGAGGUGCUUUAAGCAGAUAAUAAGGAUUCAUUAGGAGAUGCAAUUAUUUUUCUCACUCAUGGUGAGUCAUCAGACAACAUCAAUAACCCUUUAUUCGGGAGGGGCAAAAACCGCAGCUGGAGAGUUAGGGAAAUAGAACAGCUGACUGGUUCAAUGGAACAGUGUCAGUGGAUCAGACUGUUGACUGGAGACUGGAAGUACAGUAUUCUGAGCGGAGGACUUCAGUCUUUGACUAUAACAGUAACCAGUCAAGCAGCUCGCUCUGAUGUUCCUCCUAUCAUUGUCAAAGCCCAUGUGAAUCAGCAGCUCAUCGAUGGCAGUAAACCCGUGAUUGUGUUUGCUGAGGUGAGUCAGAAUUACAGACCUGUAAUAAAUGCUGAAGUGAAGGCCACACUGGAGCCAGAAAUUGGGAUAUCAGAACAAUUAGAGCUACUGGAUAUUGGAGCAGGAGCUGAUGCUUUCAAAGAUGAUGGGAUCUAUUCCAGAUAUUUCACAAAGUUAAUAAAAGGCAGAAUCAGCUUGAAAGUGAGAGUGAAGAAUAAAGACGGACAAUCCAGAUUUACUCUGAAAUCCAGGAGAACACUGUACUUCUCAUCUGGACGGCUCCUGGUAAAGACUUUGACCAGGGAACAGUUGUAG